Messenger RNA from Drosophila teissieri, 654 nucleotides. RefSeq lists its product as uncharacterized. Bases 217 to 624 code for a protein of 135 amino acids. Lineage: Eukaryota; Metazoa; Arthropoda; Insecta; Diptera; Drosophilidae. The transcript has 4 exons. The record is from RefSeq and is a predicted model, not a curated record.
UAUGAUAUUCCUUUCCAUUUUUUCUCUAUUUUUUGUGCUUGGCCCAAGGCAAGGGGUUAAAUGUACCAAAUGGGCAUGCAAAACUUUUCAAAUUAAAUUAAAAGCAUGCCGAACGCGCCGGAGACAAAACAAAUUUUGAUGAGUCAGCUGCCGUGCUACGAAAAAUAAUAAGAGCCAACUGCAGUGUUUAAAAGUCAAUAAAUCAGCGAUCCAGUGAUGAGGCCCGUCGCCUUGGAAGUGUUAUCAGUUUCAACUUGUGUCUUAAGAAUGAAGCACUGGACCCUUGCUGUAUUUUUGGUGGCUUCUGCUCUGAUGGGACUAAGCCAAGCUUAUUCCUCUUGCAGUGCGGACGGAGGAGCUCAUUGCGUACUUCCGAAUAAUUGCAAGGUGGUUCCGUUCAUUAAUCGCACGUUCCGGUAUAUGGGAUGCUCAGAAUCUCUUGUUUGCUGCGAUGUUAAAAACCUCAAUCUGCCUUGUGGACCAGAUGGGACACACCAAUGCAUCCCUCAAGACCCGUCCCUAACAACUUUCCAAUACAAGACUUUCUCAGAUUGCCCGAAAAACUUUAUGUGCAGCCCACCUUGUGAGAAAAUUCCGCUGACCAUUUAUGAAAAAUUACGUUAAAUGUUUGAAAUAAAACUUUAAAAUAUCGCA